AUGUCUGAAUCAGGAAUCCACAUUACCGAUCCUCAAACUACCCUUUCGAAAAAUCCAGCGGAAUUCUAUAUCGAAAACAUGUUCCAAAUUCACAACCCCGACACUGGCAUAGACUGGCUUAAUAUGAUUAAGCCGUCAAACAUUCGGAACCUACGCAGACUUUGGAUCUCUGUUCAUGCUGUAUACAAUCCGGGGCCGCACCCAGAUUUCCUAACAAACAAUCCUCCCAAUGGCCCGCGAUGGCGCGAGCUUCUCGAAAAACUGUUCACAGAAGCAGAAUAUCUCGAAGAAAUGGUGUUAUACCUUGAUUCAGAACCGACUGUCAACCACCGGGGUCCAGCUGUGGAUGCUGAUUUUGCGCGAACGCUUGGAAAAUUUUCAAAUUUACAAAAACUGGAAAUUAGAGGGUAUUUUCCGAAGGAAUGGCCAGGCUAUUUGGAGAAAAGAACAGGACUGCGGGUUUGGCAGGAGGAGAGGCAGACAGAGCAGUAUUUAUCAUCGCUGCGGGAGUUUCAAGAGCUUUUGAAAGAUCAAACUCUUUGA
Penicillium samsonianum is the source of this 543-nucleotide messenger RNA. RefSeq lists its product as uncharacterized. The record is from RefSeq and is a predicted model, not a curated record. The coding region runs from base 1 to 543 and encodes 180 amino acids. Lineage: Eukaryota; Fungi; Ascomycota; Eurotiomycetes; Eurotiales; Aspergillaceae. The transcript has a single exon.